AUGCCAGCAUUUUUGAAAAGAUUAAUUUUCCAAGUCGGUGAUCAAGCCAGUGAAAGAACAUACACAUACACCUCAGUAUCGAACGAUGGCCAUUAUAUUUCAUUGAGACCAUUGAUCAGACCAAAGGACGACAAAGAAAGGGAAUUCCCAGUGGAAUGGGCGUUUGCAGGGUUGAACACAGACAUCAGAGUUACCAAGAUCGAUGAAUACACAGUUACACAAGACUUCAACUUUUGGAUUGAUAUCAACAGAUACUUAAAAGUACCAAACAUUCAUCAAGGUGAAGUUCAUACCACUUGGAAGAGAUGGGAAUCUGAAUGUCUUGAAGAAACCGGUACUGUGUAUCCAUUUGGACCUGACAAAGAAGGAGUGAACUUCAUGGAGUUAUGGCAACCAUUGGACAGCAACCGAGUUGAAGAUGUAGUGGCACCAAUUGGAAUGGACAAUUCGAAAGACAGAAGCGUUGUUCUUAAGAUUGAUGAUUCUAAAUAUGAAGGUUUAAUGAUAGUUGUUGGCAAAUGGGCACAAGGGUUAAUGACAAAGAAGGGUGAGUCUUCGACUGAUGGAAUCAAUAUGAUCAGAAGUGUUGAGACCUCUACAAACAGUUACAAGACAUUAUUUAGUCAAGGUUCGAACGUUGAUAAGUUUCCAAGCGCCUUCGAGAACUUAUCGAAGGGAACCAAAGUCGACGUCAAUGGAUUUGAAUGGGAGGUAAUUGAAUCAACAUAUUAG
Messenger RNA from Vanderwaltozyma polyspora DSM 70294, 732 nucleotides. It is a transcript of the gene HRI1, whose product is annotated as Hri1p. NCBI's taxonomy places the organism in Eukaryota, Fungi, Ascomycota, Saccharomycetes, Saccharomycetales, Saccharomycetaceae. Bases 1 to 732 code for a protein of 243 amino acids. The record is from RefSeq and is a predicted model, not a curated record. The transcript has a single exon.